CGUUCGCCGAUACGGUUCCGCCCGCGUCAGUGCGGUCAGUGCACAGCGAAAGCCAUUUUUUCCAGACGGCCCCGUUCUGGCCCCCCCUUCGGACACGGUCCACUGUUGGCUAACGGUGUGGUACGCGUUCCUCGCCAUAAAGUGCGCCCGCUGUGGCGUCUCAUCCUCUAUCCUUUGCUCGUUCUAAUGUAUCAUCGCUCUUGCUAGGGCAGCUAGUAAGCCGAUUUUCUCCGAACACGGUAACGAGCUGUGCAGUGCCGCUGAUGGUGAUGGAUUUCCAGUUCGAUGUUGCGACGGGCUUCGGAAGUAGCGGGCCAAAGCGCUAGCUGAUUUGUGUUUCUGUGUGUGUGUGUGUGUUUGUGGGUGUGCAGUGAGUGGGAAUGUUGAUUUGCUAGGCCAAAAUAGAAGUGUUACACAGUGAUUGAAGUGUUUGCUGAUUGUUCUCCCCCCAGCGCGUGUGACGACGAUAGGCUAAAAGUGUACCGGGCACAAAACGAUUUCCCUCGUGCCGCUCGCAGUUAGUAAGUUUUAUGACCGUUUGAGCCGGUCUCCCUCCUUUCUCCCCGCCAUUCACAGCACGUCACAACAAAUGCUUACAUUUACAUUAGUGGCGAGCGGCAAAACGCACCAAAUCAGUGGGUGAAAAAGGUAACAAAUCACGGACCCCGUUAAUAGCCGAGGUGCGGCGACGUUCGCCGGUCGUGCAGGUAAACCGAAAGCAGGUGCGCAGCAUAAAUAAUCCAUUCUCGGCAAGUCGGGGCGUGGCACGCGGCAGGAUGGAAGUUUACAACCGCCGGCGGUUCGGGGCCGCUUCCGCCGCGCCGGCAGUGUGCGAACCAGUGGAGGAAGACCCGACGGCUCGGGAUGGGCGCGGGGCGGCACCGGCAGCAACGGACAACGGAUGGAGCGGAGCGCAGAGCAGAAUCAACGGCAGUGCUGGUGAGGAGAUGGAGGACGAACAGGCACCCGAACAUGGCACACGCAGUACGAAGCCUUCCGCACCCGAGCCGGCCUGCACAGACAGUGCGGCGAGCCGGUGGAAAAUUCGCGGAAGGACCAUCUACCAUCCCCGGUCCCACCUGCACCUGUUGCUAGUCGCUGCCGUGCUGCUGACACACAUGCUUGUAAAUAUUAGAAUAGGUGAAGCAGCUAGUCAGAUACUCAACAAAGCGGAACCACUAUUCAUCUCCAGAUCGGAAGCAUUCAAGUUCGCUGUCGGCGAUACGAUUACACUGCCCUGCGAAGUAGCCUCUCCAGGUACGUACGUGCUGGCCUGGAAGCGAGGCAUCGCGAUCCUGACCGCCGGUUCGGUCAAAGUCACUCCCGAUCCGCGCGUGCGGCUGGUGAACGGCUACUCGCUGCAGAUACGUGACGCGGUGCCGCAGGAUGCAGGCGACUACAUCUGCCAGAUAGCGAUGCUGGAUCCACGGGAAAUUACGCACAGUGUGGAAAUUCUCGUUCCACCGAAAAUUACGCACGUCACAUCCGGGGGACAUCUGCAGGUCCGGAAGGGUUCCCCGGUACGGCUCGAGUGCUCCGCCACCGGCAACCCGAUGCCCAACAUCACCUGGACCCGGAAAAACAAUCUGUUGCCGAACGGCGAGGAACAGUUCACCAAUCCCGUGUACGUCAUCGAAAACAUGGACCGGCACAAGGGCGGAACGUACAUCUGCACCGCAAACAAUGGCGUCGGGCAGGUGGCAACUAGCCAAAUUAUUCUGCAUGUACUUUAUCCACCCGAGAUAAGCGUCGAGAAUCCGACCGUAUACUCGGGCGAGGGCCAGGAAGCGAUGCUCGUGUGUAUCGUGCACGGUGAAUCUCAACCGGAAAAGGUACUGUGGCACAAGGACACGAUGCAGAUCGAUCAAACCGAGCGGCACGUGAUCGAGAACCGGGGCGCCCGCCACACGCUCAUCAUCCGGAAGGUGCACCCGCAGGACUUUGGCAACUACUCCUGCAUCGCGGACAACCAGCUGGGCAAGACGCGCAAAACGGUGACGCUGACGGGCAAACCGAAGACGGCCGUCUUCCGCUCCGUACCGAACAGCCAGUGGAAGGACAAGUACAACAUCUCCUGGAUCGUCGACUCGCACUCGCCGAUCGAGGAGUUCAAGCUGUACUACCGGCAGGUGGACGGGGAUACGCUGCAAGCGCACGACGGCAUCUUUCUGGACAACCGGAAACUGCACCACAGCUAUGCGGGUGAUAAUAUGCUAGACUACAACCGGAAAAUCAACUCGUACGAUAGCUACUCGUACAACAAUGGCUACCACAAUCUGCACCACAAGUGGUCCAAGACGGACUGGCGGGACAUUGUGCUGCCGGCCUUUCCCUACUCGCACCACUACACGCAGGGCAUGAGCUACCUGAUACGGGGCCUCGAGCCGGACCAGCAGUACGAGGCACGGGUACAAUCCAGGAACCGGUACGGUUGGAGCGACUUUUCCGAGAGCUUUCUGUUCACCACGUCAAACACAGACACCGAAAUACGUGAUCUGAGUGUCACCCACUACAGCUCCUCCAGAGCGUCCGUCAUCUUUGCGAGUGAAAUACGAUGCCUGCUGGGCGCGCUGGCGCUCGUUGCCGUGUGCCGUUUGGUAAGCUUUUGAAGUUGACCCUCCUUCUCCUAAUUGACGUAUCACCGGCGCACGCAACAUCACGGCGAAAGGUGCCCCGCUGGGAUGGUGAGAAGGGUUGAUUUGUGAUUGCGUAGCCAAUUCAGUUAUCGUCAACACUUCAAGCACGAAUUAGGUUCCCUUUUUUCGGUACAGUUGCUAGAGAACAUCCCCUGAACGAUGAGCUCCGUUUUUUGGAGAAUCAUUAUGAAUUUAUACGUUCGAUCGAGCGCAGCGAGCUCAUUCACCGCCUCCUUUUGUCAGCAGAGAAGAGAAAAGUUUGGUAGAAGGAAGGUAGGUUUUUUUUUUUGUGUAGCAAAAACCAUACCAUACGUUACCUUACGCCCGGCAACAAGCAACAUUAUAUAGCAGAAUAGGCUCAAUGAAAAAAAAAAAAAUAGAAGAGGUAUGAACGCAAAGAACAACAAACCCCCGGACUCCCAGCACGAAAACGCCGAAAGCGGGCUGAAAUUGAUUAAGCUGGAAGGACUAUAUUUUUGGAUGAAAUUUAAUUUACCCUGAUAAAAUAAACAACCACUCAAAUUAAACCUCCGGCCACGCCACCGGGCAAAGAAGGCAAUUUUAACGAUUACGCGAUGACGACGAUGAUGGCAAUGAUGAUCAUGGUGACGAUCGUGGUCAGGACCUUUUGCACACCGCGAGCACUGAGUGCACACAGGUGGCCAUAAUUUAUUACGAUUCGCCUGCCCCUGCGGGAACGGGCAAGAGGACGCGCAAAAAAAGAAUAAGUAGGUUAAAGAAAAAAAACACACACACACACACACCCACACACUUCUCCGCACGGCUAUCGAAUGAAAAAUUCAACAAAAAGCACUCCAAAAAAUAG
Anopheles merus is the source of this 3462-nucleotide messenger RNA. Its product is annotated as hemicentin-1-like. Gene Ontology annotation, biological process: synapse organization; homophilic cell-cell adhesion. Lineage: Eukaryota; Metazoa; Arthropoda; Insecta; Diptera; Culicidae. Gene Ontology annotation, molecular function: protein binding; axon guidance receptor activity. The record is from RefSeq and is a predicted model, not a curated record. Bases 777 to 2609 code for a protein of 610 amino acids. The transcript is spliced from 11 exons. Gene Ontology annotation, cellular component: axon; plasma membrane; neuronal cell body.